Molecule: messenger RNA, 3127 nt
Organism: Thecamonas trahens ATCC 50062
Lineage: Eukaryota; Apusomonadida; Apusomonadidae
Exons: 2
Coding region: 10-3060 (1016 amino acids)
Biological process (GO): transcription-coupled nucleotide-excision repair
Cellular component (GO): nucleus
Molecular function (GO): ATP binding; ATP-dependent chromatin remodeler activity
Source: RefSeq, a predicted model, not a curated record
AUCCGAGUCAUGGCGGAGGAUGCGGUGCUCUCUGUGCUCGGGGUGGCAAGCCGUGACCAGGACGUGGUGGAGGCCCAGGUCCAGGCAGAGCUGGAGGAUAGAGCCCGUGCUGCCGAUGCAAAGCUUCUCGCUCAGCGCAUAGCCAAUCUCGAUGCUCAGAUCGAUAAGGUCAAACGGGCUCUGUCGUCGCGGAGACUGCCUCCCAAGCCGCUGCCAUGGGAUCCAGCUCCGGUGAGAGCCAAGUACGCUGCUGCGCUUAAGACCCGAAACACGCUCAAGGCUCGCAUCAAGAAGCUCCUCACACAGAAGCGCAUCCUCAACGAGCAGUUUGCCGAGGAUCACCCCAAGCCCGAGCCUGUUCCGUCGUCAGCUCGUCAGCCGCCGCCCGCAGAGCCAUCAUCUCUGGCCACAUCCUCGCCGAGCAAGUCAAACAAGCGUGCACUGCUUGAUCGCAUCCGCGCCGAGCACGCCGCAGAGGUGGCGGCCGAGCAGGCCCGCCAGAUGCGGGUUGCCAACGCUCUGCCGCCCGCCGACCCCAGUCUUCGGCCCAGCGCGCUGUCACGGAAGCGAAGCGUCUCGGUCCAGCCGGCGCGUACGCCGCCGAAAGCUUCGCCAACUACGGCUGGGCCGAGCUUCUCCCGCAAUGCGGGCGUCAUCUCGCGCAAACGCCGCCGCUCCGCCACUACCGGCACUGACACCGACGAUGGCAGGGUUGAGGCCUUUCGCGCUCGCCUCCUCACCUCGACUGGCCCCUCUGCCGAUGACGAGGCCAACGCCGCGGUGGUGCUGGAUGGCGGCCUCCGCGUGCCGUCGUCGAUCUUUGACCGGCUCUUUGAGUACCAGAAGACUGGCCUCAAGUGGCUGUGGGAGCUCCACCAGCAGAACGUCGGCGGCAUCAUCGGCGACGAAAUGGGACUGGGCAAAACGAUCCAAGCCAUUUCCCUCCUUGCCUCACUCUCAUUUUCGGGCCUCCUCCGGACCGCUGUCAUCGUGUGUCCAGCCACAGUCAUGCGCCAGUGGGUCCGAGAGUUCCACGCCUGGUAUCCGCCGCUUCGGGUGGCGCUCCUUCACGGCUCGGGCUCGGGCUCUGAUGACCCCGAGGGCCUGGUUGCAUCGACGCUGGCUUCUGGCGGCGUCAUCAUCACCACCUAUGAGGGCAUCCGCGUCUACCAGGAGCUCCUGCUCCCGGCGCCGUGGGACUACGUGCUCCUUGACGAGGGCCACAAGAUCAAGAAUCCUGACGCGCAGAUCACGCUCGCCGUCAAGCAAUUCCGCUCGCCACACCGAGUCAUCCUCUCGGGCUCGCCCAUCCAGAACAAUCUCGUCGAGCUCUGGUCGCUCUUCGACUUUGUCUUUCCCGGCAAGCUCGGCACACUCCCGGUCUUUGACACCCAGUUUGCCGUCCCCAUCCGCAUCGGCGGCUAUGCCAACGCCACGUUUGUCCAGGUCCAGACCGGCUACAAGUGCGCCAAGGUCCUCCGCGAUCUCAUCGCGCCGUACCUGCUCCGCCGCAUGAAGGCCGACGUCGCCAAGCAGCUCCCGCCCAAGACGGAGCAGGUGCUCUUCUGCAAGCUCACCCUCCCACAGUACGAGGAGUAUGUCUCGUUCCUGCGCUCGCGCGACUAUCGCGCCAUCUCGUCCGGCAAGAUGACCAUGUUUCACGGCCUUGCUAUUCUCCGCAAGAUCUGCAACCACCCCGAUCUGAUGCUUGACGACGCUGCGCCGCCGCCGCCCGACUUUGGCUCAAUCGAGCGCUCCGGCAAGCUCAAGGUCCUUGUCGAGUUGCUGCGCCUCUGGCAGCCGCAAGGCCACCGCCCGCUGGUCUUCACGCAGUCGAUUGCAAUGCUCAACAUGCUUCAAGCCCGCCUCAACGCGGAGGGCAUGCCGCAUCUCCGCAUGGACGGCUCGACACCGAUCUCGACGCGCAUGGCGCUCAUCGACUCGUUCAACAACGACGACUCAAUCUUUGCUUUUCUCCUCACCACCAAGACUGGCGGCCUCGGUGUCAACCUCACCGGCGCAGACCGGGUCGUCAUCUAUGACCCAGACUGGAAUCCGACGACCGAUACUCAGGCUCGCGAGCGUGCCUGGCGCCUCGGACAGACAAAGCCAGUCAAGAUAUUCCGCCUCCUCACGGCAGGCACCAUCGAGGAGCGCAUCUACCAUCGCCAGCUCUCGAAGCACUUUCUCUCCAACAAGAUCCUCAAGGAUGCACGCCAGCGCCGGUUCUUCAAGGCCAACGAGCUCUCGGACCUCUUUGCCUUUCCGGCCCACCCGGACGCCGGCGUCGAGGGCACCGCCACUGGUGCCAUCUUUGGUGCCGUCACCGAGGAGACCACCGCUGCGCCGUCGGUUCUCGGCGUCGCGCCGAUGCCGGCGUACGACGACGAUGGCGCGGCGCAGGCCGGGUCUGACGGCGAGAGUGCGCCCACAGACAUGGCAGCCCGCGACGACGACUUUGUGCUCAGCCAGUUGUUUGGCUCGGCGGGCGUCCACUCGGCACUCAAGCACGACGAUCUUGUCGGGCAGGCCCAGCCCGAAUCCCUCAUUGUCGAGCACGAGGCCGCCCGCCCCAACAACGAGUCGAUCUUUGAUCCCGAGGCAGUCGCCACUGCCGAGAAAGAGGCGCACGCUUCUGGAAGCGACCCGCUCUCGGCAACUGCGCUGUUGGGUCGGCUCAAGGAGCGUCGGGUCGCCGUGGCAGCCUCGGGCAAUCUUGUCGGCAACGAUGGCCACGACGACGCUCACCUCACCGUCGAAGAGCGAAUGGACGACGACCGUGCCAUCGCCCGCGAGCUCGAAGCUCUUGAAGAGACCGCCACUGACCCCGCCGUGGCGCUCGGCUCGUCCGACGACGGCGGCGCCGAUCUACUUGCCAUCCGGGCCUUCCUCGUCUCGCCGCGCUGGCUCGGCGCGACCACCACCUCGGCGUUUAUGACCCACUUUGACCUCCAAAACAAGCCGCGCGAAGAAGUCAUCCGCAUGCGUGCCCUCCUUCGAUCCAUCGCCACUCUCGAUCGGUCCACUCACAAGUGGAACAUCAAGAACGAGUUCCUGUAGUGCAGCGACAGCGAGCGACUCUGUCGGCCAAAACAAUUCAAAAAUUCGCGCCACCGGGGCAAACACA